AUGGAUAUUGCAGGACGAGCAGCAUCCAACUCCCCGAUCCCUCUCUCCUGCCACUACCGCGUCGCCAAUCUGUUCCUCAAACAGGUCCUUCCGUUUCACCGCGUCGCCAAUCUCUCUCUCUCUCGCUCAUCUCGUAUCUAAUUCUUUGUAUCUCUAUUUUUUAUGGUUUUACGGCAUUUUUCCGCUUAAAAUUCAGAUGUCGUUGCUUGUCGCCGUAGUUACGGACUGCCGACUUAUUAUUUUGUGAUCAAUCUCCAGGUGAAGGUGUAUCAGGAGGAAGGGAACGCAGAAGAUCUUUCCCAAGUCGUCACCAGAUACAUGAGGCAACUCUACUCUUCUCCCCACCUAUCCGUGGCUGAGAACCUGAUAUUUUCUUCUUGAACAUGAAAUUCAUAGCACCUGAAAAGCGAAGAUGCUCCAUCUUCCGAUUCCCUCGAACACUCUGCGCGGGUGGCAUAGAAUUCCGCCUUAAGUUGGAUGAAAGGAAAAAAAAAAAGAAACAGGACUAGCCGAUGUGAGCAACGCGGAUUUUCUUCCACAUCCGAUGGGCUUAGCCGUUCAUUGCUCCAACCAUGUUUUGGAUCAUAAACGCGUUGUGGACCGGUUCAUAUUGUUGAAACCAGUUGAAUUUUCCGUUGUAUUCCCGUUUUCAUGGAGAUGAUCUAGAAGAUGGUAUCUUUUUUUAGGUAAAUAAGUGGAAAAACAGGUCGACAUAUGAUCGAAAAUAUGGACUGAUCCGGUGUUUUGGAGGGGAACUAGAUGUUUUUGAUUCUGUUGCAGUGGUAAGAGUAUUAAAGUCAAAGGCUUCAAGAAGAUUGGGGGACCCUAAAAGAGCUUGGAAAAGAUGGGAAGAAACAAGAUUGUUGGGUUGAACUUAUUCAGCACCAUCGAUUCAAAUACCUAUUUGCUUUAGCAUUCGAUCUAUAGCCUGCUUUCUUCUCUUUUUUUAUGCCUGGGAUUUAACCCUUUUUUUUUUUUUGUUCAUAUAGGUUAACGCUACAGAUAGACACAUAUUUAGGAAAUUAGGGAACAUUUGGGAGUGGUUAUCAAAUCGGGCGAAUUCAUUUUUUCUACCUCUAUUGUUGUCUAUAAAUACUCAUGUUUUUAUUAUGGAUGCGAUUGACUCCACUAGCACCACCUUCUUGCUGCUCAUGUAUUGCCAAGCAUUGCUCAUGGGGAAAUUUUUUAUUGGCUUAUUUAAACAUAUUAUAGAUUGGUGUCGGAGUUCAUCCCUCAGCAUCAAGAUUAUAUAGCAUAUUCUCUCAAAGAGAAGGUUCAUCACAAGAAGGUGUGAUGGCAUUUUCUUUUCUAUGUUUAUAAAUAACAGUAUUUAUCAGAUUUUUCAUGCAAAUCGGUUCAGUAACACACACACACACAUGGUUGGAUUAGAUCGUGGAAGGGUUCUUGGAGGAACGCAGGAUGAAAAAGUCGUCGGUUGCAAAGGGAGAGUCUGAUAAUAUUAGACAGGUAAGAAAUUAUGAUCAUAUGAUGAAUAUAAUGAUCUUAAUUUCUGUAUUUAAUUCAUAUUUUUCUUAGUAUGAAAAGUUCUUUGGACCUUUCGUCUGCUUGUUGAUGGUUAUUAUCAGCUGGAUUUUGGAAUAAAAAAUCUAGAAAUCUCCCUGAUCUUAUCAUUUUUCGGAAAUCGCCAUUUUAGUAAUUGGGCGAAUACUUUCGGCCUGUUUUAUGUGGAAAUACUUUAGUUUCAGCUGAUGACAUCUGAACAUUAUACAGGUCAACGCUGAUGGCGUGAUUGGAACAAAUCGCAGGUAUUUCAUUCGUCAUGGUAGUGACUUUUGACAACGGUUGACCAUUGGGUUUUAUGUUUCAGCUUUAAGAAAAGACAUAAGAGUGACUUUUCUAUUUUUGGUGCUGCUUGAAAGCCAAGGGAGAGAAGAGGAAGCUGGUGGCGUAGCUUUGGGGACAUCAGAGUUUCCCAUAACAGAAGGAAGACGUCAGAACAUCAAUCUCCUCGCCGUCAAGCACUUCCCUCCUUCCCCCAUCACUUCAUGGGUGGAGACUGCUCCUCUUGUGGCAACUGUUUCUCACGUCACGGUUCCAGAUUCCAGAAAUAGGAAACUAAAAUCACUAUGCGAAGAGCGUUUGACUUCAGGCACCAUCCACGACAUCCACUUGGUGGGUACCCAAAAACACUUCCUCAUAAAUUAACUUUCUGCGACACUUUCUCUACACUUAGAGCUGCUGGGUCAACGGUGUCUAGGUGAAUUCUGUAAAAAUAGCCGACCAAAAACAAAGGGCUAUCGGAAUAAUUGAAGAAAAACAGCAGAUAAAGUCAUGUUUAUGAGGCCAUGUUUCUUGCCGAACGAGUUUUUUCACGGUCAUUUUAUUUUUCUAUUUCCAGUCAGCAGGAUUGAUGGAGGAAUUCACAACACUCGCUAGAGAUAACACUGGAAGAGACUUGGAAACUUGCGGAGUUCUUGGUGCUUCCCUUGUAAGCAAGCUUAUGCCUGAGAUGACAGUGAGCUUUCCCAGUCCAUGUCUUCUCCGUUUCAGCUUCACUAAAUCUUCAAAUGCCCGACUGCAGAAAAACAGCAACUUCUAUGUGACGACCUUAAUCGUGCCCAAGCAGGAUUCCACAUCGAAUUCAGUAAGUUAACUGCCGUGUGAAUUCCCAUGCAUAUGAUUCUAUCAUGAUCAAGAUGAACCUUGACUUUUUAUCUGGAUUUCCAGUGCCAAGCGCUGCAUGAGGAGGAGAUCUAUGCUCUUCAGGAUGAGUUGAACCUUUUUCCUUUGGGAUGGAUCCAUGUUCGUACAAAUAUUUCACCAUAAUCUUCGCGUUUCUCUCCCCCAUUUAUCUUAUUGUGUUGAGAUGUCGUACCUUCUUCGUAUUCGUCUGGUUUUCGUAUAAUGCAUUUUCAUUAAAAAAAAAAAAAUCUGAUAAUAUUUUGAUCCACUCUCCGCAGACUCAUCCUUCUCAAAGUUGUUUCAUGUCAUCCAUUGAUCUUCACACUCAAUACUCAUACCAGGUACGUUAUGAUGAUGGGAUUUCUGCUUCAAAACUCUCGCUCAUCAUGUUUUCAUCAAGAUUCGAUAUAAUUUCAUAAUUUAUCAACAACUACUACCUUGAUUUCAGCACGUAGUUCAUCAAAUGCUUAUCAUGCAUAAUCUCAACGGAAAUUAGGAAAUAAGUGAAUUUCAUUUCAGUUACCCUCGCUGCUUGCCUGGCAGUCGCCUAUUCCGAGAUUUUCUUCCUCCGAGUGACGGACUUCCUUUACAGGUGAUGCUCCCCGAGGCUUUCGCGAUUGUUGUGGCUCCCACAGACACUUCGAGGCAAGUAUUGGCUCCGCAAUGCUCUCAUCAUCUGUCUCCUGCUUCGUCGACCUUCCUCUUUAUUCAGUUUCCUCCUUCCUCACCUCGGUGAUGGAGAUCUUGAGAUCGCCCCUCAGAUGGCCUUAAUCGGUAAGCCUCUCCCCCAGGAACUUCGGAAUCUUCCGGCUGACGGAUCCGGCGGGGAUCAGCGUUCUGAAGGAAUGCGAAGAGCGCGGAUUCCACUACCACCGUGAACCUGCCGAUGGAACCCCACUCUACGAGGACUGCUCCAAUAUCUACAUCAAUCCCAACCUCAGAUUCGAGGUCAUCGACCUCCGAUGA
This is a messenger RNA of Spirodela intermedia, 3609 nucleotides long. The record is from the annotation of a GenBank genome assembly. Lineage: Eukaryota; Viridiplantae; Streptophyta; Magnoliopsida; Alismatales; Araceae.